AUGGCUAGUUGCCGUUGUGUCCAAUUUAAUUCUACUGGUAUUUUUCAAUCACCAGAUUUUCCAAAAGCUCCAUCAUCAUCAAUACUUCCUCCAUUAUCCUUGCUUAUUCAACACCCUUUUUUAUGUUUACUGUAUAAAUUUAUAGCUCCUGAUGGAUACAUUGUUGAAAUGACCUUUGAUUAUUUUCAUCUUUCACCACGAAUUGACCGAUGUAAUGAUUACUUAAGGUUAUUUGAUGGUACACCGAAUGGGUUGAUCGAUGAACGGACCGCUUAUAGCAGUGAAUUCUGUGCUAGAGAGAUCGAAGUUGGACAAACAUUCUAUUCCUAUACGAGAUAUCUCAUAUUCCAUGUGCAAUUAUCUGGUAACUCCAAAGGUUUCCAUGGUACUUACAAUUUUAUUCCCAAAGAACGAUUCCGUUCGGAUGCCAUUGAAAUACAACCAUGUCGUUUUCGUGUUGAUAUCUUAGCUGGUAAUUUAUUCUCACCUAACUAUCCAUAUUUUUAUCCUACCACUGCCAAUUGUACUUACUAUUUGGCACCUCGUUCAGAAUUCAAUUUGGUGAUUUCCUUAGAAUAUCUUAAUUUACGACGUUACACUUGUCAUGAAGACUUCAUUGACAUCUAUCAAAUGCAUCCAAAGAUUCACCUUGAAAAGCUUUGUUAUGAUUCAAUGCCACCAUAUCAAAUUCAAACGAGGCAUGGAUAUAUCAUUGAAUUUCAUGCUGGUAAUAAUGAUGUUAUAAAAGCCCGUGGUUUUCAUAUUUCAUUCAAAUAUUUAUCCAAGCAAUUAUCACAGAAUAUGCCUGAUGAAAGUAACAAUCGGUUAGCCAAUGCUAAUGAUCCACAUUUGGCUUAUUCAUCAUUUUCCUUGUCUUCCUCUCACCAUCCUUCUAUGUUUUCUUCAGCUAUCAUCGAUGUUCAAAGUGAUGAAAUUGGUUCAAGUGAGAUGAAAAAUUGUAAGAAACUUACUGCCUUUUUCCCUACAUUAUUUAUGAUGAUAUUUGGGAAUAAUGGAGAACAUUGUCAAGUGAGGAUCACUUCACCCUCAGUAGUUGAUAGCGAUUCAUCUUUGGCCAGUAGUAUCUCAGGUAUUCUCAAUUCAACACAGUACGUGGAUAGCGAUGAUCCGUUCAAAUGUCAAUUUAUAUUUAUGGGUAGUGCUACUGAAAGAGUUCAAAUUAUAUUUCUCUCUUUCAGUUUGUAUUCACGGAUGCCCAAUUUGAAUAAUGUUACCAAUAGAUGCGAUGAAGUGGAUCAUUUAUCAGCUCAUGUAUUAAUUGGUACUCGUAUGUCUCGAAUCGAAGACUUCUGUGGUAGUGAAACACCUCCUCGAUUGAUGUCUACCAAAAAUCUAUUAACUUUGGAUUAUGUUGUUCGAUCUACUCGAGCAACGAGACAAAUGAUGAGUAGUGCUGAAAAAUUUGGAUUUGUACUAAAGUACCACUUCCGAUCUGAUCUAGGCCUAUCAGAAAUGGAUGCCGAAAUAAGAAAUGAUUUGACUUGCCAUUAUGAGUUUAAUUCAUCUCAGCGCAGCUCAGGUGAUAUUUUCUCCCCCAAUCAUCCAGGAUAUUAUCCUCGCAAUACUGAUUGCCAUUACAUAUUUCAUGGAACUGAAAAACAGGUCGUUGCUAUACAUUUUGAAUACUUUGAUGUGGAAGGAUUAGCCACGUGUGAUGACAGUACGCAUAGUGAUUACGUACUGUUCAGCAACUACCAAACUCAGGAUCGUACCAAUCGCCGCUACUGCGGUCAUACUUGUCCAAGGGAUCCAAUUGUUAGUGAAUCGAACUAUUUUCGGAUGUUGUUUCGCUCUAAUGAUAUUUUUGACGCCACCGGCUUCUAUGCUCAUUAUCAAUUUAUUACAGAACAAAUUUCACAAAUCAACCGCGUGAAAGUGACCACUAAUGCGUGCUCGUUUACAAGAUUAGCAUUAACUUGGCCAAUUGUGCUACUAUCUCUGACAAUCACUCAUAGAUGGACUUUAUGA
Messenger RNA from Cercopithifilaria johnstoni, 1989 nucleotides. The record is from the annotation of a GenBank genome assembly. NCBI's taxonomy places the organism in Eukaryota, Metazoa, Nematoda, Chromadorea, Rhabditida, Onchocercidae.